Thunnus maccoyii (southern bluefin tuna) is the source of this 5119-nucleotide messenger RNA. It is a transcript of the gene mgat1b, whose product is annotated as alpha-1,3-mannosyl-glycoprotein 2-beta-N-acetylglucosaminyltransferase b. Gene Ontology annotation, molecular function: alpha-1,3-mannosylglycoprotein 2-beta-N-acetylglucosaminyltransferase activity. The transcript is spliced from 3 exons. Gene Ontology annotation, biological process: protein N-linked glycosylation. The record is from RefSeq and is a predicted model, not a curated record. Bases 894 to 2468 code for a protein of 524 amino acids. Gene Ontology annotation, cellular component: Golgi apparatus. NCBI's taxonomy places the organism in Eukaryota, Metazoa, Chordata, Actinopteri, Scombriformes, Scombridae.
AUGAAUUACUGGCUAUCCCUUAUCAGAUAUCUGUUAGUAUGAUUAUAGAAAGAGUCGGAUUCGGCUUGGCUCGGCUUAAAUCGGUUCUAAACGAAUCGAUAAUCCGGAAGUGCACUCUGGUGUGAUGGUCAUCAUACAUCAGAGGACUGUAGCGGCAUCCUGUGGAGCCAGCUGUGAGAAGGAGCCACGGCGGAGGACACGGCUACUGCUGCACAGUGGCACCGUGCAUACACAAAUCACUUAGCAGCUCGCUGCUCCAGCGGGGUAAAAAAAAAAGCAGAGCCGGGGUAAGAAUGGGACGCAGAGGUGGAGGUGCAGGCAGCACCGGAGCCGCUGUGCAUAAACACUGGGAUGUGCUGGGAGUGUGACACUAAGGGAAACACAACUCUAGCUAACGUUAGCUAGCUAGCCAAGUGGCCGCUCCGUGCUUCAGCUUAAUGUGAGCCUCGUUCCGUUUCAAGAGGAACCGACUCGCCCUGAACGGCAUGUGAGAGGAUGAUGGCUGAAGGAUAACAUCCAAGGAGUCACAUUCCCUCAACCCAAAGUGACCCCUCUUUCCCCCCCUUUUUUUUUCUCUUUCAUCUGCACUUCUGCGACCCCUUGCUGAACUUCUGCGAGUCCUCUCUCAGCUCAUUGCCCCAUCUCUAUGGGAUUUCAUGGAGUUGAUGCAUUCCACAGCAAGAUCAUGUGAAUUGAUUUUAAAUUGGCCAGUCCUCUUCCUCCUGACACCCUCCUGACCAAAAGGCAGGAUGACUCUAGAAUUCUAAAUAAUGUGAUCGGAUAUCAACUUCCUGUCCAUCUGAGAUUGCAACCUUGGUCUGUAGAAUUCUCACUCUGGUUCCAUCACUUGUUCCCUUUUCCACAACCCCAUCCCUUCCUAGUGUCAUUGGGCCAUGGUUCGAAAGAAAGGUUCUCUUAUACUAUGCGGUGCUUUCCUGUUUGUCGCCUGGAAUGCUUUGCUUCUACUUUAUCUUUGGGGUCGGCCUCCAAUAGGCCGCCUUGGGGAAGGCGGUGGAGCUGAACCAGGAGGAAAGGAGGAGUGGGGCGUGGGCAGAGGGAAAGGGAGCCCGGUCAACCUGGCUGGGGAGGUGAUCCGGCUGGCAGAGGAGGUUGAAAUUCAGCUUGAGACCCAGAAAAAGCUGCUGAAGCAGAUUGAAAGUCACAGGGCAGUGUGGGCUCGGCAGAAAGAUGUUGGGAAAAGAGAAACAGAAGAUACAAAAGAAGUCAAAGUAGAGGCUGUCCACCAGCCACCGAAGCCUCCACUUCCUCUAAAAGACAAUGUGCAUGACAGGGACCAAACUGAAGAAAAACAUACAGAACAAAAGCCUGUUCCUACAGUAGCUCCCAACAUUAAAUUAGAACAGCACCAGGUCAAUGAAAUAAAGAAGGAAAUUGUUGACAACAAUAAAUUGGUGACUUCUGUUGCAAACCCAGAAGUCGUCAUUCCUAUUCUAGUUAUUGCCUGUGACAGAGUGACGGUAAAACGGAGCCUUGACAAACUUAUACAGUACCGUCCUUCUCCGGAACUCUAUCCAAUCAUAGUCAGCCAGGACUGUGGGCACGCUGAGACAGCUCGUGUGAUUGACUCCUAUGGCCAUCAAGUGACACACAUAAGCCAACCAGACUUGUCGGACAUCAGAGUCCGGCCAGAGCACAGGAAAUUCCAGGGCUACUACAAAAUUGCCCGACAUUACCGCUGGGCACUCAACCAAGUGUUCAACACGUUCUCCCAGUCCACUGUGGUCAUAGUGGAGGAUGACCUGGAGGUGGCACCAGACUUUUUUGAGUAUUUUCGAGCCCUGUACCCAAUCCUGCGCUCUGACCCAACCUUGUGGUGUGUUUCGGCCUGGAACGAUAACGGCAGAGAUGCCUUGGUGGAUCCAUCCAAAGCUGAACUGCUCUACAGGACAGACUUCUUCCCUGGUCUGGGCUGGAUGCUGCUGAAGGAGAUGUGGGAUGAACUGGAACCCAAAUGGCCCUCUGCGUUCUGGGACGACUGGAUGCGUCAACCAGAACAGCGCAAGGACCGCUCCUGCAUCCGGCCUGAAAUCUCCCGGACUAUUACCUUUGGCCGAAAAGGCGUCAGUUUAGGUCAAUUCUUUGACCAGUAUCUUCGCUAUAUUAAGCUAAACACUGAAUUUGUGCCUUUUACCAAACAGGAUUUAUCUUAUCUGCUAAAAGAGAAGUAUGAUGAAAGGUUUAUCAAAGAGGUUUACAGCGCCCCACUGGUGAAGAUUGAGGACCUACAACAGGGGGGGAGUUUAAGAGGAGCCGGUCCGUACCGGGUGCAGUACUCCAGCCGGGACAGUUUUAAAGUCUUUGCUCGAAAUCUUGGGGUGAUGGAUGACUUGAAAUCUGGAGUCCCUCGUACAGGUUACAGGGGAGUAGUCAGUUUCUUGUACCGGGGUCGAAGAGUGUUCUUGGCUCCACCAGAGGGCUCAAUCAAGUACGACAUCAGCUGGAGCUGAGAAACGAUCCAGACUGUACAAUGUAAAUGGUGUUGAAGAGGGGAGAGAGCCUUACACAGAGGAACACCCUCUCAGACCAAAGAAUAUUAUCGAAAAGGUUCAUGAAGGAAUUAGAGCAGCACAGAUGGGGCUGCACAUCAGUGGAGCUAGGAGAUCAAGGAGUGUUGAACCAGGCCUGUUUGUCAGGAAGUUUCUAAAAUCGGGUGCUCAUUCAGGAUCAGCUAGUUCAACAGCCACACGGACUUCACAAAGGGUUCAAACUUUUAUGAAAGGAAAAUUCCACCCCUAAAUACUGUUUAAAAACAGCUAUUGGCAAUGUGCCUUGCUUUAUGGGCCCAUUUUGUUUGGUGUGUUUUUUACUCCUGUGAAUAACUGGCCAAAUGUAGAGUUAACAUCACAUCCAGACAUUUUCAGCAGCUGUAAAUGAUGGUAGCAGGAAAGAAUUAGAAUCGUCAACAGGAAGCGUCAUGUUUCAAUGUCAGUGAUAAUGCACUGGAGGCCAAACAGCAGCAGAGUGAUCAUGUGUGGAACUUGGGAGAAAAACACUGCUAAAUGUUAAAAAAAGAUGAACCAAGAUUUUACACACUGCAUUCUUUUUUUCAGUGUUUGGCAUAAAAAGAAUCUGAAGUUGAAAUUGAUCCAACUCUUCAGAUCAUGUUACUGUUUAAAUCUAUAAAAUUAAUCAGAAGCAGAGUUGCGUGCAAAGGAAAACUAAAAGCUUCUUCAAGGUUUUAGGUGGUAUACAAAGGCCAUAUUCAGUGCUGAACAGUCAUUAUAUGACGAUAGACUCCUGAUGGUUACCAUUAAAGAUGAAAGACUUCAGCAAUGAUACAGAGAGAAAGCAUUGCAGAACAAGAAGAAACAUCACCAUCCCCACCCCAAUAUAGUCGUCCUGAUCCAGGAUCAUCAAACUGUAUCACAGUCGUACUUUGCUAUCUGCUGGAACUUGGAUAUUUCAGUCCGUGAGCAACUCAAAGCAUUUAUCACAGGAAGAAUAUUGAAAAUGCUCACAUACCAGAUUAUAAGAAACCCAGUAGGUGGAAAAAAUGACAUCAGGCAGGUGCAAAUUAACCAAAAACAUGAUUUAGUCAAACCAAGAAAGGUCUCAUGUCAAAUCAGUACAAGCCACAUAAAAUCAAAUAUGGCACAGGAUGUCUUUUUCACUCUCUGACUAGAGUGCUGAAAGCUAUUUAAAGAAGAUUAACACCUAUAGUAUUGCUGUAAUAUAUCAUCUGGCAGCACUGAACUCUGGUUGGUGAGUGAAGAUGAAAUCCUGCACCAUGUUUGCUAAGAUGGUUGUCUACCAUCAGGUGAGUUUGUUUCAUACAUUCCCUCUAUAAUGAAUUUCAUGAGCUGCUACAGUGACACAAAUGACAUGUCCUGGAUCAAGGCAACGCCUUCUGUAGCAUCACAAGAACAGUAUUUCCACAGAGCUUAAAGUACAUAACACCAAAACAGUAAGUUAUACUAUGACACAAUAACCCUGAUAAUGUUUCAUACAGGAGAAGUAACAAGAUGUAUAACAGUGUGACAGGAUCAAGGGUGGAGUUUUUCUUGAAUUACCAGCACUGCUGUCCUUAUAUAAGUUUAUGAACAUGGCCUUGAAAGCAGUGUGAUGACAGCACACAACACUAAAUCAAACCAGAAGGAUGAUUCUCACAGUAUGAUGGCCUCGGUCUGCUGCAAACGAACUAGUUUGUCUUGUCCAACCAUGUCUAAAUGCUUGUAGCUGUUCCAAGUGUCCCAACGCGAUGAAUUGUUCAAAUGGGGAUAACAGUGCACACUUUCAGUCUGUCCUAAAAUGCAUUCAAGGUUUUUCACUCAGCUGUUCUAAUAAAACAUGACAGAAGUAGUUCUAUGAUGAGGUUCAAACCAUUUCACAGCUCUGCACACCUGGCCAAUCACUGCAUACAGUGAUCCUCAUUGACAGAUUGUCUGUUCUGGAAAGUUAAGAUGAUCUGACAAGCACUUAGUUUGAAACAUACUGAGGACUUUAUAGUUGAUCUUCUGUUUGAGCUGGUCUUAGAAGGUCUAUUUUUUUAAAAUGUCUUUUAAUGUUUCCGAAAAGCCCAGUUGGAUUUUCAAUCUGAUGGUUGAAGGAAAAGCUAUGUUAAUUCUACAACCCCCCUCUGCUUUCAAAGGGUUAAAGAAUCUACAUUUCCACCACACCAUGGUGUGGGUGAAUGAACAUGGUUUCUAAAUGUGUAGAAGGAAAUUGUCAAUAUGAAGGGUGAAGCUAUAACGUGUAAGGCUAUUUUGAAGUAAUUUAACUGUUGUGAACUUUUAGUUCUAACAAGUUUGCCAAGCUGCAAAGGAGAUUCAAACAUCGCUGAGUCUGACAUUUUAUUGAUGAUCACACCGAAACCUUGAUACAGGGCAAGUUGUAAUUACAUGACAUCCAAACCAUGGUUUGGUCAGCUUAGGUUUGUUGAAAAACCAAUGAUUGUCUGAUAGUUUUUAUUUGUUUCUGCAACGAGACGGCAGGUGGGUGGCUAGAGAAAUGAUUAUCACUGUACUGUAUUUAGCUUUGGGAGAUUAUCCACAAGAUUGAUUGAUUCCCAUGUCUGUAUGGUGAUGUGUAAAACCACUGCCUGAUGUGUUUAUAACUUUAAUACAUUAUAAAUAAAAUCAACUAUUUUGAUAUUUGUCCA